Molecule: messenger RNA, 2088 nt
Organism: Manis pentadactyla (Chinese pangolin)
Lineage: Eukaryota; Metazoa; Chordata; Mammalia; Pholidota; Manidae
Gene: KAT5
Product: lysine acetyltransferase 5
Exons: 14
Coding region: 147-1709 (520 amino acids)
Biological process (GO): regulation of DNA-templated transcription
Molecular function (GO): histone acetyltransferase activity
Source: RefSeq, a predicted model, not a curated record
CCAAACAAGCCGGUUUCCUGCUUCCAGCUGGGCGGCGUCUCUCAAGGGUCUUCUAAGUCGGCUUCAAGAGGCCUCAGUCUACGGCGUGCUCGGUCUCGGAAGUGACGUAUCCAGAGGGGCCGGAAGUGGCAGUGGAGGGAGGGAAGAUGGCGGAGGUGGGGGAGAUAAUCGAGGGCUGCCGCCUGCCAGUGCUGCGGCGGAACCAGGACAACGAAGAUGAGUGGCCCCUGGCCGAGAUCCUGAGCGUGAAGGACAUCAGUGGUCGGAAGCUUUUCUACGUCCAUUAUAUUGACUUUAACAAACGCCUGGACGAAUGGGUGACUCAUGAGCGGCUGGACCUAAAGAAGAUCCAGUUUCCCAAGAAAGAGGCCAAGACCCCCACCAAGAACGGACUUCCUGGGUCACGCCCUGGCUCUCCGGAGAGAGAGGUGACCCUGGACCUAUCUCUACAGCCGGCCUCCGCCCAGGCCAGCGGGAAGACCUUGCCAAUCCCGGUUCAGAUCACACUCCGCUUCAACCUGCCCAAGGAGCGGGAGGCCAUUCCCGGUGGCGAGCCUGACCAGCCGCUCUCCUCCAGCUCCUGCCUGCAGCCCAACCACCGCUCAACGAAACGGAAGGUGGAGGUGGUUUCUCCAGCAACUCCAGUGCCCAGCGAGACAGCCCCAGCCUCAGUUUUUCCCCAGAAUGGAUCAGCCCGCAGAGCAGUGGCAGCUCAACCAGGAAGGAAGAGAAAAUCAAAUUGCUUGGGCACUGAUGAGGACUCCCAGGACAGCUCAGAUGGAAUACCUUCAGCCCCACGCAUGACUGGGAGCCUGGUGUCUGACCGGAGCCAUGAUGACAUUGUUACCCGGAUGAAGAACAUCGAGUGCAUCGAGCUGGGCCGGCACCGCCUCAAGCCGUGGUACUUCUCCCCAUACCCACAGGAGCUCACCACAUUGCCUGUCCUCUACCUCUGCGAGUUCUGCCUCAAAUAUGGCCGUAGCCUUAAGUGUCUGCAGCGCCACUUGACCAAGUGUGACCUACGACAUCCUCCAGGCAAUGAGAUUUACCGCAAGGGCACCAUCUCCUUCUUUGAAAUUGAUGGUCGUAAGAAUAAGAGCUACUCCCAGAACCUGUGUCUCCUGGCCAAGUGUUUCCUCGAUCACAAGACAUUAUACUAUGACACAGAUCCCUUCCUAUUCUACGUCAUGACAGAGUAUGACUGCAAGGGCUUCCACAUUGUGGGCUACUUCUCCAAGGAAAAGGAAUCAACAGAAGACUACAACGUGGCCUGUAUCCUGACCCUGCCUCCCUACCAGCGCCGGGGCUAUGGGAAGCUACUGAUAGAAUUCAGCUAUGAACUCUCCAAAGUGGAAGGGAAAACGGGGACCCCUGAGAAGCCCCUCUCGGAUCUUGGCCUUCUAUCCUACCGAAGCUACUGGUCCCAGACCAUCCUGGAGAUCCUGAUGGGGCUGAAGUCGGAGAGUGGAGAGAGGCCGCAGAUCACCAUCAAUGAGAUCAGUGAAAUAACCAGCAUCAAGAAGGAGGAUGUCAUCUCCACUCUGCAGUACCUCAACCUCAUUAACUACUACAAGGGCCAGUAUAUCCUCACUUUAUCAGAGGACAUCGUGGAUGGGCAUGAACGAGCUAUGCUCAAGCGACUCCUUCGGAUCGACUCCAAAUGUCUGCACUUCACUCCCAAGGACUGGAGCAAGAGGGGAAAGUGGUGACCAGGCACUGCUGUGGCAUGCCAACGAAGCUGGCAGAAUCAGGGCUCACUGGGGACCCCAAGAAGCACACCAAGGGAGAUGAGGCUGAGGACAGUUCCACAAGAGGCUGGCUUGAUAGGGGCCAGUUAGUGCCCAGUACCAAGAUGAGCUCGGGGCUCAGUCACCUCCAGUCAGCUGGCUGCAGGCCCAGGCUUGCUGUGAACCAGGCAGCUGUGUACAGUUGGGUGGGGGUGGGGUGGGCACUCUGUACAGAGGGUUGGUGGCUGUAAAAAUUUCUUUUGUAAAGUAGAAACUGGAGAUGGGUUGGGUACUGGCUGCAAAAUUCUGGCCUCUCUUGCCCCCAUUGCUUCUUGGUAAUAAACUGUUUCUACGGGUCAGA